Molecule: messenger RNA, 1107 nt
Organism: Vicia villosa (hairy vetch)
Lineage: Eukaryota; Viridiplantae; Streptophyta; Magnoliopsida; Fabales; Fabaceae
Exons: 1
Coding region: 1-1107 (368 amino acids)
Source: RefSeq, a predicted model, not a curated record
AUGGCUUACCAAACCUACCAAGAUUUUUCUACCAAUUCCUCAAAUCCUUACUGUCUACACCCAAAUGAAAACCUAGCACUCGUUCUAGUUUCUCCAUUACUGGAUGACAAGAACUACCAUAGUUGGUCAAGAUCAAGGCAUAUUGCUUUGAUCUCCAAGAAUAAGGAGAAGUUCAUUUAUGGCUCCUUGCCCAAACCUCCAACUACUGAUCCCCUUUAUGCGCCAUGGAUUCGAUGCAACACCAUGGUUCUUGUAUGGCUUCAUUGCUCAAUUUCGGAACAUAUUGCCAAAUCAGUUUUGUGGAUUGAUAGUGCCACUGGUGUAUGGAAGAAUCUACAAACUCGCUUUUCUCAUAGUGAUCUGUUUUGCAUAUCUGACAUUCAAGAGAACUUGUAUAAGCUACGACAAGGUAAUCUCGACGUUUCUAACUACUUUACUCAGCUUAAAGUUCUAUGGGAUGAACUCGAUAAUUACCGUCCUAUUGUUGCGUGUUCUUGCGCCAUCCCAUGUUCUUGCGGUGCUAUUGCAUCCAUUCAGACUUACCGUGCUCAAGAUUGUGUUAUUAGGUUCUUGAAUGAGAAAUUUACUCAUUCAAAAUCCCAUAUAAUGAUGAUGAUUCCCUUACCGGACAUUGAUAAGGCGUUCUCUUUGGUUAUUCAGCAAGAACGGGAAAUGCAAAGUUCUAUAGCAGCCACGAUUCCGACUGAAAAUAACAAUGAGGAAACUACUGCAUUUCAAGUACAAACCAAUUCAGGAAGCUAUAAUGACAAUCCUCCAUACUCAAAGAACAACACACAGGGACUUGCAGGAGCUAGAGGUCAUAGCCGUGUUUGUACACACUGUGGAAGAACAAACCACGGGGUGGAAACUUGUUUCUUGAGGCAUGGAUUUCCACCUAGUUUUAAAGGCAAGAACAAGUCACAGAGUGCUGGUACCAAUAAUCAUUCCGCUUCCACAGUCACUCUUGCCUCAGAAGCUUCCCACAGGAGUCUACUAUAUCUUCAAUGGGAUUCACUCAAGAGCAGUACAACAGUAUCAUUGAACUCCUCCAAUAGUCAAAACUUAAUGCUCAAGCCAAUUCCAUAUCCACCUCCCCAUUUUCCAUGA